GUGUCUGGGCGCAGAGACUGUUUCAGCUCGGUGAAACGGGAAGUCUUUUAUCUGUUCUAGUCUUGCAUGCUAUGGAUAUGCUUGGAACCUUGCUAUCUGUAAUUUUUUUAGUCACGUUUAUUUGGGAUUUACCCUUUGUCCAGCCAUCAACAGUUGCCAUAUCUCCAGAGUUAGAUUCCAGCAAAGGGGUUAAGAUCCGAAAAGACGGGAGGAUCCCUAAGUCCUUCAAAGAGGGAUCUAGCAGCCGCCGGCAACAACAUUCUCAAGCAGGCAGACAGCGGGUUGUUCCUCAUGAGUAUAUGCUGUCUGUUUACAGGACCUACUCGACUGCUGAGAAACUUGGCAUCAAUGCGAGUUUUUUUCAGUCCUCCAAGUCUGCCAACACUAUAACAGGUUUUGUGGACAGGGGGCAAGAUGAUAUUUCUCAAUUUCCUGUAAAGAAACAAAAGUACAUAUUUGACAUAUCCACCCUCUCAGACAAAGAUGAAUUGGUGGGAGCUGAACUGAGAAUACUUCGAAAAUACUCAAGAGAUUUUUUCAAAGCAGCAUCAGAGUUGAUGUCCUUCCACCUCCAGAUUGUUCCCUGUCAUUCAAACAUACCACUGAGGUCAAGAACAUUAGAACUAUAUAAUUCUCAACAGCCUGUAUGGGAGGUAUUUGAUGUUUGGGAGAUUCUUAAGGACCUCUAUCAGAGGAAACCCUGGACUCAGAUCUGCUUGGAGCUUAAGAGUGUUGGGAGAUCAGAAAGAUUUCAAGAUCUUUGGAGUCUGGGUUUUCAACGGACAGGACGACAAGAAAAGGAGAAGGCCCUUUUGGUUACUUUUUCUAAAUCUAGGAAGAGGGAAAACCUCUUCACUGAGAUGAAGGAACAAAGCAAGUCUCCACAGAACAAAGAAAGAGAAGAUAGACUGCAUUUCAAGACCAAGAGAAAGAGAAGAACCACAUUUAAUAAUCGGCAUGGAAAGAGACAUGGCAAGAAGUCCAGAUUAAGAUGCAGCAAAAAGCCUCUACAUGUAAAUUUCAAGGAACUGGGCUGGGAUGACUGGAUUAUAGCCCCACUGGAAUAUGAAGCUUAUCAUUGUGAGGGAGUGUGUGACUUUCCUCUCAGGUCCCACUUAGAACCCACUAACCAUGCCAUCAUUCAGACGCUUAUGAACUCUAUGGACCCCAGCUCUACUCCACCAAGCUGUUGUGUGCCAUCAAAACUGACUCCAAUCAGCAUUCUUUACAUUGAUGCUGGCAAUAAUGUUGUAUAUAAGCAAUAUGAAGAUAUGGUGGUCGAAUCUUGUGGGUGCAGGUAGCAAAGUUUCUACCACAAAAUAGUAGGUACCUGGAACUGUACGUAAGUUCAAGGACAGGACAGGGCUGGUCAUGUCUGAGGUGACUUCUGCCAAACUUCUG
Messenger RNA from Protopterus annectens (West African lungfish), 1401 nucleotides. It is a transcript of the gene GDF6, whose product is annotated as growth differentiation factor 6. Gene Ontology annotation, biological process: SMAD protein signal transduction; BMP signaling pathway. Gene Ontology annotation, cellular component: extracellular region. Gene Ontology annotation, molecular function: growth factor activity; cytokine activity. Bases 72 to 1301 code for a protein of 409 amino acids. The record is from RefSeq and is a predicted model, not a curated record. Lineage: Eukaryota; Metazoa; Chordata; Ceratodontiformes; Protopteridae. The transcript has 2 exons.